AUGAACCAAGAGGGAGAGGCUGUAACUGAUCUGGUCAGUCAACAGUCGAGUUCCAGUAAUCUCCUGGAAAGUGCUGCAGUCCAUUUGCAAGAAGCACGGGAAGACGAAGAAGCUGGAUACGCGAGACUGGAGGAUAUACGGUCCGCUAAGAAGAUACAGAAGAGGUAUAGCCACUCUAUCUAACAUUUCUAUAACUGCAAUGCUUCCAAGAGUAGAAGGCAAAAAAAUGAAUUAUUUGGUGUCGAGGUUAUCGUGGACGCCUUGAUUCCUCGUCAGAUUAAACGCGAGACUGAACUAUUCUGUCAAGGUGCUCAGCUGGCGCUCCACGAAAUAAGCACGAAUCUUUGAGCAAACUGAUUCUGAACGUGGAAUCGAUUCACACUUCUAAACUUGUGUCUAGAAAAUUGACCUUUAUUUCCACUCAAUCUGGGAAAUGGCGGCUGCACAUGUGUCUUCAAAGAUAUUUUUAAUUUUUCAUCAGCAACUAUGAUCAAGUGAGAUUAAAUAAGCCGGCCAAAGAUGGCAGACUAGCCGAUAGUUUUGGCCGGUUAUCGGCCCCGAUUGAUAAUGUUCUUGUUUUUCAGUCCUGGAGAUGGUGUUACCACGGAGACUCAGACCACCCUAGAGGAGACAAGCACAUCGGCCACUCCUGUAGUUGAACCAAUUGUGGAACAGAUACAAAUCACCAAAACAGCUAGUGACGUUGAAGCCAUUAAAGACAUUUUAUCAGAGAUGGCUGACUUGGGGUGAGGCAUUUGUUGUUGGCGCUGAACCGAUAGAAAGCGCAUUUCUGGAAUAAACUUGAUUACAACGUUUUUAAGCUAUAUGGUGAUCAAUGAAAUCUGUUUCAAGUAGUCUACACUACUGAAACAUACAAACAAAACCUAAAGAACGUUGGUAUUUCGGUUGUCAUCAUAAUCGGAAAUAUGUUUCCUGCUCACUUAUUAACUCGUCUGGUAUGGUUUUUCUUUCCAUAUGGUUUUCCUCUCCAGUAGCAUCAACGAGCCACAGCUUCCCCAACUUAGUCACCCUAGUACACCACAGAGCGUCAGGAGUGAAGGUCCAAACGGAAAGGGUAGGAGUCCUUUGCUGUCUGAUGGAUCUGGGUCCUUUGAAAAUGCUGUACAGCGAAAGAAAUCUCAUCCUGUCUCAGAUAAAGGCUACGGGUCUACCAACAGUGUAUCGUCUGGUUCAUCGAAUGACAGUGAGUAUCGUCCACCACCUUCAUUACAACCAUAUUCAGUCCGUGAGUUGCACACUUGUAUGCGCAGAGUGCAGUGCGUGUGGCACGCUUUGUAACUCAUGCAAGAUUGAGUUUAAAGACACGCUAGCUCUACUGACAGCUACACGAUUAUAGAGAAGCCGAUGUGCUUGCGACAAAAUAAAAAUCGUGAAGAGUUACAGUGAAAUCCCCUUUUUGCUCCCGCUUAAAACUAUUGUGCGUCCUAUUUUUCAGAUGUGUUCCUUCCGGAAAGCCCGAAAAUUCCAGGAUUAAAAUUUGACAGAGACACUUCAGUGUUUUGGUAUAAACCAACCAUUUCAAGGACUGAUGGUAUGAAAUCACUUCCUUUCUUUGAUAUAUGAAGGCCUCGUACUGUACGGGAGACGCUGUUACUUGCAUUAGUUGUUAGCGCGCAGGUUUCCAAGCGGAAAUAACGUGGCCGCGUCACUUUGUUAAGUGUUAUGUACUUCGAACUCUAACAGUUACACUCCUGUCAGGAGUAUAAACAGGAACUAAUAGGCUGCCAAGAAACUUGUCAAAGUCUAUUCCUUGGAGUUUUCCUUUCGAUAGACUAUCCUCUUAUACCCCGAGAAUUAGCAAUACUUCCGGUACACCCUAGCAUCAGUGUGUAUUUUCUCCAUACUGUUUUCUAUACAUUUCCUUUAGUACUGACCAGAGCUUCACUAUCAUUGCCUUUAUUCUCAAGACCAAACUAUUUGAGGCAGCAGUGAGACUGUAAGGAGAAAUGAGAUGCUGGUCACUCUGAUAUGAGCCCACUCUGACGAGUUUAUUACAGUUUGUCUUGUUUUCUUUUUCUUUAGCAAACGAUAUCCUAAAAGACUCAGAACCGGGUUCUUUUAUCAUCCGGGAUAGUCAGUCUUUCCCAGGAGCCUUUGGUUUAGCUGUGAAGGUCGCCGUGCCUCCUGCGCAUGUCCUUCAGGGACUUCAAGGAGACCUUAGUAAGUUGGAACACCCCUCCCCUCCUAAAGUAGUUAAGGAAAGAUUUAAUUAAUAUUUUGCAAAGUACUUUCCACAGUUCCCGUACGAUUUGUUUGAGAAUUUCACUAAAAAAUGUACCUUUUUUUUCUCUUUCUGACAUGAUUCACUUCACGAUUCAGAGUCCUUAAUUAUGCGCCUGUUUGCACUUUCAUUGUUUACCCUCAGGUGGCUGCUAAAAAAAGUACCGAUGUUAAGCCCCUUUAUUGCGUUUCUCUAUGAGACCCUUCAUUGUCUGUUUCCUAAGUUCCGUUUUGUUUCAAUACAACUGAAAAAACGAAAGUUCUUCGUCGCGAUUUCGAAAGAUUACCAAACGUUUUUCUUCUUUCAGCAAAAGUUGAUCUCGACAAUGAACUUGUUCGGCACUUUCUCAUUGAAACAACCAAGAAGGGCGUUAGGUUGAAAGGCUACAACGAUGAACCCAUUUUUGGUAAGUACUUGAACAAUAACUUGUGUUUCACCGGCCCAAGUUAGAGUACAGUAAUAAACUUCUCCCAUAUCACUGGAAGUCUUUUUUAUAAAGCCAGCUUUAGCAGAAACCACACAGCACUUUGCCAGAUGGCAAAUUUGUUAGUUUGUUUGUUUCUACGUUAAAAAUUUAACCUAGAUCCUCCAUUAACUUGGUCAGCCGCGCAGAUGAUAAUUUAAAGAGUUAAUACCGUGCUAUGUUUUUAUCUUUGUAGGCAGUUUGGCUGCUUUUGUGUAUCAACAUUCCAUCACUCCCUUGGCUCUACCAAUCAGACUUAAAAUGCCCGCUCAUGGUAAGGUGUCUGUUGUUGACCAGUUGUCGCAUUCUCGGCAAAAGCCACGCGCUUAUAUAGUUAUUUUUAUCUAUUUUAAGUACUUCUCAUUUAAUUUUUAGUGUGUCGUGUUGAUAAAAAUAAACCUGGGCUUACUGACUUGUUUAAUCUCGGUUUUCAUGUAACAAAAUCUUUUAUCUUCCCCGACAACGAUCGAUGUCUACAUAGAUGUGCCAUGUAUGCAAGUGUGUAUGUUUUCGUAUACUAUAAAAUUUGCAAUCCAGUAUCCACCAUUCUGCUUCUUAUUUCUAAUUUCAGAAUAUCAGAACCGUUAAUAAAUGUUCGUUUAUGUUGACAGUCAUCAUAUCUCAUUUUGCAGACCUCCUAGCUGGAGAUAAGGACCAGUCUCUUGACAAGGAGGACGGUCAAAACUGGCCCAAAGGCGCUGGUAAGAUACUAGAAUUAUAACUGAUCUGUCUGGCUUGAUUUACGAGACGGUAGUUAUGGAUUUGAUCGUUCUCUGAAUGUUUUACCUUCUUAUAGAUAAUUCUUUUAGAUUCUAGUUUCACGGCAGGGUGGUUCUAUAACCUGAAACUUCCAAAGAAGAGCAUUCUUCCCUCCUAUUUAGAGAGAGUUACUUGGAGCGUUUUGUCCAACAAGAACACAAGAAUAACUGACCCGGCCAGGCCUCGAACCCAGGCCGCCCCAUACGUUGUCUAGAUGGCGUAUCGCUUGCGCUUGCCUGGAGACCACUAUGUCAGGUGGUUACAUCAUCGGAUGUAGAGUAAUUUUCGUUUUGUUUUUCAGUUGGUUCCCUUAUGUAUCUCGGAAAGUGCGAGGUGGAAAUGUUAACUGGUGCCAGCGCUAUACAGCGAACUGUGGAAUUUCUGUCAACAGAAGAGGCUGCCAAGAAAUUCACGACAGUUAGCUUUAAGGUCACACCAGACGGAAUGACUGUUACAGAUACUGAACGAAAGUAAGAAACGUUGCAGUUAUAGAAAUAAGAACCACGUUACAAGGCAGUACCACGUGAUAGUACCAGUACCACGUGAUAGUAUUACUCAUUAACUUUUAUCAAAACCCUUUAACUCCCAUAAGUGAUCAAGACAGAAUUUCUCCUUACAAUAUCAAAACAAAAACAAACAGACAAAUGACUAGAGUAAAGGAAAAUAUCAAUUAGGGGACUAUUAGUUGAUCCAAUACCAAAUUCUUUGAACUAAAAUCAUAAGAAUUGUAUGACAGGCAGUAAAGAGAAUUGCAAGUAAGAUCUUGGGAGUGAAAGGGUAAAUGAUCACACUGGGGUUUUAUCCUCCGACCCAAAAGUUAAAACCUUCUUGUUCAGCAUGGUAAACAGCGCCAUGAAAAUACAGCCCUGUAGCUUCCAUUGGAAUGGUCACACGAUGGACAAGUUUUUUACAGAACUUUUAUUUUUUAUUUUUUCCAGAGUUUUCUUCAGGCAGCAUUUCCACAUGAAGUCAAUUCUCUAUUGCGGUAUAGAUCCCAGCGAUAAAAGGUGAGAGGCAAGGGUUAGACUUUUUAGGAUUUUUUACAAUAAAUCAUUUAAAGUUGAGCGUAACAUUGGAUCGUGCAGUUUGAUCAUCCGGGUGGUGGUAGUCCUAUGCGCAUUUGAAGCUGUAGCUCCUUUUGGUGUAGUUGGUGUAGUUGCCGCAGUCGAUGAAGUUUAGUGCAGACGCGGUAGUUUGUCUUGAUGUUGUAUGUUAUGAAGCUGCGGUAGUUUGGUAGGUCGGUGGAAUCAUGCUGUGCGGCGCAGUUGUGGGAUUUGAUGAAAAGAUGGCUACUUUGCAACUCUUACUGUUUUUGUUAAAAAGUACUUAACAGCCCUGGUGUUCUUGUAUCUUAUUGCAGGUGGGAUCUGAAGACCACUACAUACAGUGGGAAGUCAAAGUAAGUCACGCAUUCGAAAGGAAGAAAUAAUGCCUCGCUUAUGGGGGGAUGGGGGUUCUUUACGGGCUGAUUCCUCCCGGUUAAAAUCUGGGAUUUUGGGCUAACCCCACCCUCCCAUCCCCUGCAUAAGUUAACAGAGGAACUUAAGAUGCGGAGUUGUAUCACGAGUGUGUGAGUGGUGUGUUUGUUCGAUUGCAACUCAAUAAGGGGAAUCUUUGUAAACAAUGGUAUGGGGAAAGUUUUUUGCGUGCGGGAGGUGGGAAUUAAAAACAGGAUUAGCGGAGAGUCCACUGUAGUCUUAGACAAGAUUAUCGUGAAAAACACCUUGGAGGCGCGGGGGCGUGGAUACUACUUACAAAAGGCUUCACAGGAAGUCUUCAGGACAUUGGACCACAUAAAAUCAAUACAAAUUUUAUUCUAACGUUCUAACAUCUCCCUUUGUUACUUGUCUUCGUUAGAUCAUUCGGUCUAGUGAUGCGAAAAACUGGAGGAGUACACAAUGAGUGUCAUUUAUUUGGAGAAAUUUGUAAGGACUGGCCAGCCAGCAUCCUCGUUAAUAUACUUAACAGGUCCAUGAAUUCGUCGACGUAA
Pocillopora meandrina is the source of this 5454-nucleotide messenger RNA. The record is from the annotation of a GenBank genome assembly. NCBI's taxonomy places the organism in Eukaryota, Metazoa, Cnidaria, Anthozoa, Scleractinia, Pocilloporidae.